AUGAGACUAUUGGGUAUCGCGAGUCUCUGUGCCCUGGUCCUCUUGGCGCACGCCGAGGACGCUAAGAAGGUGACGGAGGCGGACAGCAAGCCAGCAGAGAGCGAGAAGAAGCAGGAUAAGCGCGGUCUGCAUGGCUUCGGGUCUUUCGGUGGUCACGACUUCGGUGAAUCCCAUCAUCAUCACGAGAAGACCGUCACUGUCGUGAAGAAGGUCCCAGUUCCAUAUCCCGUCACCAAGCACAUCCCCGUGCCAGUGGAGAAGCAUGUGCCCGUGCCAGUGAAGGUUCCUGUUCCUCAUCCCUAUCCCGUGGAGAAGGUGGUACACUAUCCAGUCAAGGAGAUCGUCAAGGUGCCCGUGAAGGUGCCCCAGCCCUACCCAGUGGAGAAGAAGGUGCCCUACCCCGUGCAUGUGCCCGUGGAGCGUCCAGUGCCCGUCAAGGUUUACGUGCCACAUCCCUAUCCAGUGGAGAAGAAGGUCCAUGUCCCAGUGAAGGUGCCCGUCCCGGCUCCGUACCCAGUGGAGAAGAAGGUGCCCUACCCAGUUAAGGUGCCCGUCCAUGUGCCUAAGCCCUACCCAGUGGAGAAGGUCGUUCACGUGCCCGUGAAGGUGCCCUAUGAUCGCCCAGUGCCUGUGCAUGUGCCCAAGCCAGUUCCCGUCCACGUUGAGAAGCCAGUGCCCUACCCAGUUGUGAAGAAGGUGCCCUACCCCGUGCAUGUUCCCUACGAUCGCCCAGUGCCUGUGCACGUUGAGAAGCCUGUCCCUGUGCACGUUAAGGUGCCAGUGCCUCAUCCUUACCCAGUGGAGAAGCACAUCCCUGUGCCAGUCGAGAAGCACGUUCCCUACCCAGUGAAAGUUCCCGUCGAGCGCCCAGUGCCUGUGCACAUCGAGAAACACGUGCCCUACCAUGUGGAGAAACACGUGCCGUACCCCGUGAAGGUGCACGUGCCCGUGCAUCACGAGGAACACCACCACCAUCACGAUGAUGGCGGCCACGCUCUGUCCAGCCACUUGUCCGACCACACGCUGGACCUCGGCGGCCACAGCGAGGAAUUCGGUGGCGAUCAUGGCGGUGACUUCGAGGGUCUGUCCGGCGGCUACGAGCAUCACGAGCACCACGACUUCGGGUCCCACCAUCACCACCACUAA
Molecule: messenger RNA, 1146 nt
Organism: Phlebotomus argentipes
Lineage: Eukaryota; Metazoa; Arthropoda; Insecta; Diptera; Psychodidae
Gene: Vajk1
Exons: 5
Coding region: 1-1146 (381 amino acids)
Source: RefSeq, a predicted model, not a curated record